Molecule: messenger RNA, 516 nt
Organism: Helicoverpa armigera (cotton bollworm)
Lineage: Eukaryota; Metazoa; Arthropoda; Insecta; Lepidoptera; Noctuidae
Exons: 3
Coding region: 43-480 (145 amino acids)
Biological process (GO): positive regulation of voltage-gated potassium channel activity; regulation of synaptic transmission, cholinergic; sleep
Source: RefSeq, a predicted model, not a curated record
CUUCCACCACCUCCAGUGUUCGGAGUCUCUAAGGGCUCGAUAAUGCAGCCCUUAUCCAGUUCUGUUGUGGUGUUCAGUAUCAGUUUGUUGUAUUGUGUUCAAUAUGCCUCAUCAAUCCUAUGCUAUGACUGCAACAGCGCGUAUGACCCUCGUUGCGGGGAAGAAUUUGACUCCUUCAGCCUGGGUAUCAUCAACUGUUCCUUGAGGGACCCACCAGAACAUUUAGAACCAACUUUGGAGCCAACCUUCUGCAGAUCUAUCAAGAUGGAAAUCUACGGCAAGACCCGAGUAGUCCGUCAAUGCGGCUACCUAGCCGAAGACCAGAUCCAGGGUCAGUCCUGUCGGCGCGUCGUCGGCAACGGUGACCUAUUCGUCACAUAUUGCACUUGCAACACCGACCUGUGUAACUCUGGUGUUGCACACAACUACCAACAGAUGGCGUUUGUGAGUGCUGUGCUGUUUUUACUGUUCUGUUACUAGAGUGUUAGAUGGGAAUUAAAUGUUGUUUUGUUUUUU